Haliotis rufescens (red abalone) is the source of this 2256-nucleotide messenger RNA. RefSeq lists its product as uncharacterized. Bases 34 to 1737 code for a protein of 567 amino acids. The transcript has 9 exons. NCBI's taxonomy places the organism in Eukaryota, Metazoa, Mollusca, Gastropoda, Lepetellida, Haliotidae. The record is from RefSeq and is a predicted model, not a curated record.
AUCAGCUACCAAGGGAGACAACUGUUGGCGUCCAUGGAGAAAGAGCUCUGGGAGAUGGACCUUUACAUCAUCAGACGCAGCAAACAUAACUUUGGGGAUACCAAGGUGGCCAACACGCCCGAACAGCCCUGCCUGCCUCACCCUGACAGUCCACGAACUCCUGGACAGGAAAUGCUCGCUGUCACCCUCGGUACCAAAGGAGACAUCACUUGUAACCUUGAUGUCAAAGUCCAGAAACAGCCAGCUGAGACUUUGGCUGGACCACUGAAAACAGUCCAUUCUAUCAAGGUGGAUUCCAAAAUGAAGAAUAGCCUUCUCCAGACACCACAGACAGAUCUCCGUACACAGCUUGAGGAGAGAGACAGAUUUGGUUUUGAGUUUUCCCAGUUUAAGAAGAUUUUGGUGGAGAUACGUGAAAAACGAAUUUCAUUCAACAAGCAGAUAAAGAUAUUGCAGACUGACAUUGCAGCCCUACCUAAGGUGAGACAAGACACCAGGCUGAACAGUAUCAAGACAAAAGUGACCGCAUACCGGAACCAGUCUAAACGCCUCAGCUAUGAAGGGAGACAACUGCUGGAGUCCAUGCAGAAUAAUCUUUGGGACAUGGAUCUACACAUUAUUCGAGAAAGUGGCCACUGCAACAAUGAUGCCAAGAAACAGGUUCCGCCUUCGAAGAACUGCCUACCACAUCAAGUCGCUACCUCUGACACAUCUGUUGUAGACAAGACAUGGAGGCCCAACGUUUCCAAAGCUGCAAAUGAUGAAGGUGUCAAUAGAGGAAUGAAGUCUUCCACAACAUCUGCAAGAUCUGUCAGACCAACAAGGAAAAGAAAUGCCACCAUUGCAAGCCCAACUUCAUGCUCCAGUACAGUGCUGAAGAAGCCUCUGUUAGCUCCAAGCCUGGCGAAACGGGUGAAGAAAAAGAAGGGUAUGACAACUGUCACCAAUACAAGCUUUACUUCAUCCUCCAGAGACAAGCCUACAACUUCUGGAAACCAGGUACCGGACAGGCCAACAGAGAAAGAGGUCAUGAUGGUGGAAACUAAAGCAAGCCACAAGACUUCUCGUGACACCCUGAAGAAGUCUGAUCCUUCAGCUUCUGCCAUCCAUAUCCAUUUGACACAGAAGGUCAAUCCUACUGCACUCAAUGCAAGCCAUGUUUCUUCUCAAGGCACCUUUAGGAAGUCAGACCACACAACGCCUGCAAUCAAAGUGAAGCUGACAAAGGAAAAGCCCAUGACUGCUGCCACCAAUGCAAGCAACAGUUCCUGCUCUGGUGAUGACCUGAAGAGGAAGUCCGAUUCUGCUGCCAUUCAGACGAUGCCCUGUAAAGCCGCCACACUGAGACCUGUCACAGCAGGAACCGGAGAUUCCAGGAAGAUGAGCUUGCAGGAGGCACGGACCGUUCUUCAGAUCCUUCAGAUGCAGCAUGACCUUUUGGUGACCUCUAUGGGUGGUAUCCGGUUAGAACUGGACCUGGGGCAGCAGGAAGACUGCAUCUGGCGGAGUACGAUGGAUGAGCUGGACACAGAGUUGCACCAGACGAAGCGAAGCCCCAACAACCAUCGGGUGGCAUCACUGCGGGCAAAGGCCACUUACCUGAGAGUGCAGAUGUCAACUCUGUCACUCCGGGGGAACGUCUACCUCACCAACAUGGAGCGGGUCAUUGCCCACCUGACAUGUGUUAUUAGGGGGGUCAGAAGCAAGAUAAUGGCUGCCUCUUAUCUUAACACCUGAGUCACGAUCUCAAGCAGAUGUUGUGUACAUGUGUACAAACUUUCAAGUGUAAACAUUGUAGUCUUAGGCUUAAAAAAAUUAAAGAAUAGGUUCUCAAGCAAUGGCUUUUGAAAAUAUAGUGCGACUGUUUUUUGGGGGGUUGUUCAAGCUAGUAUGUAACCAAAUUUUGUUUACAAUAAUUUCAGCAAAAUCCUGUUGUUCUUCUUAAUUAUUGUAGCAUUUCACGUGUGUUGGAAAAGCGAAAUAUUUUAAGAUUUCUUUUUUGAAAAUGGAAAUAAAACCGAAACGUACGGUGGACUUUAUGAUGAUGCGGGCGGUGCCUGAGAACCAAGACUAUUUUUGUUUUUGUCUUACAAUGUAUGCCAUAAAUACAGAUCAAGGAUUCUUGAUAUUCCAUUUCAUAUUUUUUGUUGUUGGUUUCUGUGUGUAAACAUAUAUCAGUGUCUCAUUGUUUGUAAGGGUCAUUGUAAAUUAUGUAAUAUAUUUGUAUAUUAGUUUUGUUGAUUAUGAUAAUAAAUG